This is a messenger RNA of Varanus komodoensis (Komodo dragon), 4882 nucleotides long. It is a transcript of the gene FERMT3, whose product is annotated as FERM domain containing kindlin 3. Gene Ontology annotation, cellular component: cell-substrate junction. Bases 161 to 2137 code for a protein of 658 amino acids. Gene Ontology annotation, biological process: integrin activation; regulation of cell-cell adhesion mediated by integrin; platelet aggregation. Gene Ontology annotation, molecular function: integrin binding. The transcript has 15 exons. Lineage: Eukaryota; Metazoa; Chordata; Lepidosauria; Squamata; Varanidae. The record is from RefSeq and is a predicted model, not a curated record.
GGAAGUUGAUAAAAGGCACUGGAAAGGAACACCCUGAAGACGGGUAACAGUCCACCUAAAAGUCAACUAAGCCUUCCACAGGACUCAAGAGCUGCUUCCUGGGCCACUGUCAAGAAAAAAAAAACUUUCUGGGGUGAGAUCACAGCCUAAAGGGCUCACCAUGGCCGGGCUGAAAACAGCCAGUGGGGAAUAUAUUGAUGACUCCUGGGAGCUCAGCGUUUUUGUGGAAGACCUGGGGCCCGAGGCGGCUCCAGUCACACUCCGGGUUACCGGCAAUAUGCAUAUUGGAGGCAUCAUGCUGCAGAUUGUGGAUAAGAUAGAAAUUAAAAAGGACUGGUCAGACCAUGCCCUCUGGUGGGAGCAGAAGAAACUUUGGCUGCUGAAGACAAACUGGAGCCUGGACAAAUACGGGAUUUUGGCCAGCGCCAAGCUCUGCUACACUCCGCAACACAAGCCAGUGCUCCUCUCUUUGCCGAACCGCUGCUACGUCCGAAUCCGGACCAACUUUGCCCAGCCUGUCUUCCGCACGGUUGUCGACAUCUGCAGGGUGCUUGGUAUUCGCCACCCUGAGGAGCUGUCGUUGCUGCGCGCCCCGGAGGAGAAGGACAAGCGGAAGCAGAAGGACAAAGAAAGAAGCUCCUUGGAAACCUAUGACCUGAGUGGGGUGCGGCUACCGGCAAGUGUGGAGCAACAGCAGUUCCGUGGGAUGCCUGCCCACUUCUCGGACAGCGCUGAGACCGAGGCCUGCUACCGGAUGCUGUCGGUCAGUCAGACUGGCCUGACCCCAGAGCAGAUCAUGCGAAUGCACCGGCCAGGAUCCCUCACCGAAAAGACACAUAUCAACAGCAGGUGGUUGGAUUCAUCACGGACUUUGCUGCAGCAGGACGUGAAACAGAAUGAGCGCUUAUGGCUCCGCUUCAAGUAUUACAGCUUCUUUGACCUGGAGCCAAAGUACGAUGCGGUGAGGAUCAACCAGUUGUACGAGCAGGCGCGCUGGGCAGUUCUGCUGGAGGAGACUGACUGCACCGAGGAAGAGAUGGUGGUGUUUGCGGCACUGCAGUAUCGCAUCAACCAGCUGUCCUUGAACACCAGCCCUGCAGAGCAGUCUGGAGACUCCGGACUUGAUGACUUGGACAAGGCCCUCGAGUCCCUGGAAGUCAAGCUGGAAGGUUCGUCCUCAGCAACUCCCAGCGUUCUGGAGAGUCUCACAGCUAUCCCAGAGCUGAAGGAUUACCUCCGCAUAUUCAGGCCCCGCAAGCUGACCCUGAAGGCUUACAAGCAGUACUGGGUGGUCUUCAAGGAAACCUCCAUCUCCUACUACAAGAGCUCUGAGGAAGCACUGGGAGAGCCCAUCCAGCAGCUCAACCUCAAGGGCUGCGAAGUGGUACCAGAUGUCAAUAUAUCUGGUCAGAAAUUCUGCAUCAAGCUGUUGGUGCCUUCCCCUGAUGGGAUGAGCGAAGUACACCUACGCUGUUCAGACGAGCAGCAGUACGCCCGCUGGAUGGCCGGAUGCAGGCUGGCAGCGAAGGGGAAGACCAUGGCUGACGCGUCGUACCAAGCUGAGGUGGAGAACAUCCGGUCCUUCCUGAAGCUCCAGCAGAGCAACCCAGACACAGCCCUAGUCCCGGAGGCGGAAGGUGCCCAGUGGCUUGUGUCCCCUCGCUACCAGAAGAAAUUCAAACCGAAGCAGUUAACUCCGCGCAUCCUGGAGGCCUACCAGAAUGUGGCCCAGCUUUCACUUCCUGAGGCCAAGAUGAAAUUUAUCCAAGCUUGGCAGUCCCUCCCUGAUUUUGGCAUCUCUUACUUCGUAGUUCGGUUCAAGGGCAGCCGGAAGGAUGAAAUUUUGGGCAUCGCCAACAACCGCUUGAUCCGAAUUGACUUGGCCGUCGGGGAUAUAGUGAAGACGUGGCGGUACAGCAACAUGCGCCAGUGGAACGUGAACUGGGAUAUCCAGCAGGUGGCCAUAGAAUUCGAUGAGCACAUUAACGUGGCUUUCAGCUGCGUCCACGCUAGUUGUAAAACUGUGCACGAAUACAUUGGUGGGUAUAUCUUCCUGUCCACCCGCGCAGCUGACCGAAGUCAGACGCUGGAUGAGGAACUCUUCCACAAGCUGACGGGGGGCCACGAAGCCCUCUGAACCCUCUCGCCCUCAGCUAUUCCCCUCUCUGGAAGGCAGGGCCAGGUCCCACUGCUGCCUCAUGGAACUCUGUAACCAGCACUGAUGGAGAGGCCCAAACUGGAGCCUGGGUUUGUCCCUCAAGAACCUACCCCAGGAGCUAAGAAGGCACCAGAGCAGUGGGAACCCUUGCUCAGCAAGAGAAAUCGUCCUCAAUUCGGCCAAUGGAAUGAGAGGCCUGCAGGAAUGGAGUUACUGGAACAGGCAGGCUGUGUGCUGCCCAUAAAAAGGCCUGUAUUUUUUGGGAGGGGGUGGGAUUUGUAAGGUUGCCCUCUCCCACCCCACCCCCAGGCUGCCUGAAAACUUGAUCCCUGUGUGACUUCACACAACACCUGCUUCUGCUUCUCUUGGCCAUGACAGGAAAAGGGCACCUCCUGGGUGCCAGGACCUGAUUUCCAGGCAGCAAAUUAUUUCUGGGAAGGGAAGAGAAAUGAGCUCCCUACAACGGACAUCACAGCAGGUGUCUGCCGGCAUAAAAUCCAGCUUUCUGGGACUGCCUACCUAAUCACACCCUCCUCCUCCUCCUCUUUUCUCCAUAACUGCCAGUUCUCGGAAGGUUUUUAAGCUUCUGCUGCUUUUGCUCCCAUUCUAAAAUAUGGCUAGUCGUGGCCAACAGGAAAUAGCCCUGAUUCUUAACUCUCCUUCCAAUCUAAGUGAAGCAAAAGAGCCAUCAGGGUCGAGGAACCUGUGCCCCUCGAGAAGCUGUUGGACUCCAACUCCCGUCUUGAGUGCAGGUGGAGGAAAAUUCCCAGCGGAUGCAAUCAAACCUUGGUGUGUCCUCUCUGGAGGCAGUGGGGGCAGCCAAGAAAUGACAUCUCAUUGCCUUUAUCAAUUCUUCCCUUUGCCACCCAUUAGAGCUGGUCAAGGUUGUCCAGGGCUUAUGACACGCUGCCCCCAAGGCAUCUUAGAGCCUUCUGAGGCUCACUGCAUUCUUUUGCUUCCAGAAAAAAAAGCUGGAGCUUAGAUUCCAGAGUUCAGGUGGAUGAAUCAACGGAGCUACCCGGAGUGUAACCGGCUCCAGAUUUAUUGGAUAAGUGUCAGUUGGCACAGCUCAAGGAUGUUGACAAAGUCCCAGGCCAGGUUUGUGCAGCCGCUUCUGCCAUGCACUCUGUGGGAUGCUGCCCUUGAAGGUGGUCUCUGCAAAAUGUGGCAGCCAGACCAAUAACCAGGGCCCACAGGUACCAACAGGAGACCGAUCUCAGCCCUUUGCCCUGGCUGCCACCAAGCUUCCAGGCACAACUCAAGGUGCUGGUUGGAACCUAUAAAGCCUUACACUGCUUGGGACUGCAAUUCCCAUCAGAGUCUCUCUCCAUCCACAAUCUACUCGAACACUAUGCCCAGCCUCUGCGGCCGUUCCUCCAAGUGCCAACCCUGAGAGGGUUGGGGGUGGCACCCAGGGGAGGGAUCGAUCUGUGGUAGCCCCCCAUCUAUGAAACAAGCCCCCUGUUGCAGCCCACCUGGCACCAAACCUUUCAUCUUUUUGUGCCAGGUUAGGACAACCGGUCAUGCUGAGGCCUUGAAGGGCUUGCUUAGAUAGCCCAGGGGCUCGAAGGGAUGGCCCAUCCCAGGUGUCUGUACAGAGUCAUUCCUUGUUUUACAGUGUAUGGUUAAACUAUGGAAUUCAUUGCCACUGAAAGGGGUGAGGGCUACCAAUCUGGAUGGCACUAAGAAGGGAUCGGACGGUUUUAUGGGGGAGGAGGCUGUCACUGGAUACACCAGGUGCUGAGGAGCUCGCGCAGGUGGGGUCCUGCACCCACUGCUGGAGGGAUCCUGCGGGCAGCUGGCUGGCCACCGUGUGUGCGGAGUGCUGGACUAGGUGGACCUUGCGUCUGCUCCAGCGUGGCUUGUCUUGUGUUAUGUUCUUCCGUUGCUUUAGCCAUUUUAAAGCUUUUGAGUGUUCCUCUGGUUUUAUUAUUGUAUCCCAUUUUUAUUGUAUUUUGUGUUGUAUGUGAUCAUCUUGACUUAUGAAUUGUUGCCAACUGCCUGGAGAACUCCAGUGAUGGGAGGCAGCCUAAAUGAAAUAAUUACCAUCAGUCCAAGCCAGAGGGAAUAAGGGCCAAGGAUGAUGGGAAGGAGCAGCUCAUCGGUUCCUCAGGCAUGAGGUGUGCAAGUCUCACCUCGCCUCAGGUUGGUCUCCCUUGAACUGCUGCACCGUUCAUCCUUCCGUCAUCCCAGAUACAUAUGGGAUGUCUUCUAAACUAGAUUUUGUCCUAGCACACUAAGCAGGAAACCUUUUUGUUUGCUUACGCUGAGGACCAUCUAGCUGCUGAUUUCCUGUUCUGUUUUCUGCUUUUCUCAUUUUUAUACAUAAACCUUUCUAAGUCCAGAUCCUGCAGUUUAUCUGUUCAACUGGAAACAACCAGAGGUAUUUCAUGCACGAACCUAACUGCUUAGGCUGCACGAUCUGAGGCAGCGUUUCACCGCCUGGUGCCCUGCAGCGGUGCUGGGAGUUGGUAAUCCUAUAGGUAUGGAGGGCAUCAGGUCGAGGAAGACUUCUUCAAGCUAUUGAUAAAUGAGAAUGACACGGUUGGAUCCAGGCUGAAGAUACCCAGCAGAUGAAAUAAGUGUGAUUUCCCAUACCACUGACUGUAAGUGCCUUUUUGCUUAAGAGCUAGAGCCUAAAGAGCUGGUGGUCUACUUAUGAGUAAGUUAAAGGACAAGUAUUAAAACCUGGUCCACCUUGCACUUCAGGUGGGGGAAUCAGUC